This is a messenger RNA of Lachnellula hyalina, 588 nucleotides long. RefSeq lists its product as uncharacterized. The coding region runs from base 1 to 588 and encodes 195 amino acids. The transcript is spliced from 3 exons. Lineage: Eukaryota; Fungi; Ascomycota; Leotiomycetes; Helotiales; Lachnaceae. The record is from RefSeq and is a predicted model, not a curated record.
AUGACUGCUGCCGCGGUAGCAACGGCACUUUAUACGCUGGGUGCUCAAGCACAAACAUACACGAUCGAUCCUAGUUCUGUGCCAAUUGCUACUCGUGAUGGAUGGUGCACUACACAAAAACAAUCAUGCCCGCUUCUAUGCACACAAAUUUCAUCAUCUUCGACCACUUCUUCAAACGAUUGCUACCCCGACUCCCUUACAUAUUCUUGCGUCUGUGGGAAUGGAAUGUCCCCCAACGUUACCGAGUUUUCCCAAACCCUCCCAUACUUCAUAUGCACAGAAUAUGGCAAUCAGUGUGUGACUGCCUGCAAUGGAGAUACUAAUUGCCAAUCGAACUGUCGAAGCCAACACCCAUGUGGAGCUCAGAACCCUGUGAGGGUCAACACCUCAACUAGCAGCGUGAUGCCAUCAACAACAUCGGGUGGUGCGAGUAAUACGCAAGUUUACAAUGGUCUAGGGGGUGCCGCUACGACUACGGCUGCUUCUGGAAAGAAGAGCGAUGCUCAAUCUGCGUUGGAUAUCGGACGCAGUUACGGCCUCGCAGUUGUGUUUGCUGGCCUAUUUUCCGGAUUUGCCUUGGUCAUGUAA